UAUUCAAUAGGGUGACACUUUUCACAACAGCUGUUUUAGCGGCCUGGCUGUUAUUUAACUUCGGCAAAAUACAACAAUUUUAGAAAUAGUCAACAAAACGUAAAAUAUUAAAUAAACUUUAAAGAUGAGGCACGUUCAAUUUCUAGCCCGCACUGUGAUGGUGCAAAACAAUAACAUAGAGGAGGCGUGUCGGGUGCUCAAUCGUAUUCUGGGCAAAGAAGAAAUAUUUGACCAAUUUCGGCGCACGCGUUUCUAUGAGAAGCCCUACCAGGUGCGCCGUCGCGUCAAUUUUGAAAAGUGCAAAGCCAUUUAUAACGAGGACAUGAACCGCAAGAUUCAAUUUGUACUCAGGAAAAAUCGUGUGGAUCCCUUUCCCGGCUGCAGUUAAAUCAUAAUUUAUUGUGUAUUGGCUGUUAACUGUGUUAACUUCGUUAAAAAUAUUAAUAAAUUGAAACAUAAGAUAAGAAA
Drosophila albomicans is the source of this 468-nucleotide messenger RNA. RefSeq names its product 28S ribosomal protein S21, mitochondrial (gene mRpS21). Gene Ontology annotation, biological process: translation. Bases 125 to 388 code for a protein of 87 amino acids. Lineage: Eukaryota; Metazoa; Arthropoda; Insecta; Diptera; Drosophilidae. The record is from RefSeq and is a predicted model, not a curated record. Gene Ontology annotation, molecular function: structural constituent of ribosome. The transcript is spliced from 2 exons. Gene Ontology annotation, cellular component: ribosome.